This is a messenger RNA of Rhizopus microsporus ATCC 52813, 2925 nucleotides long. RefSeq lists its product as uncharacterized. The transcript is spliced from 14 exons. Gene Ontology annotation, molecular function: protein binding; protein-macromolecule adaptor activity. The coding region runs from base 1 to 2925 and encodes 974 amino acids. Gene Ontology annotation, biological process: organelle fusion; intracellular protein transport; vacuole organization. Gene Ontology annotation, cellular component: endosome; HOPS complex. Lineage: Eukaryota; Fungi; Mucoromycota; Mucoromycetes; Mucorales; Rhizopodaceae. The record is from RefSeq and is a predicted model, not a curated record.
AUGCCUGCAAAACUCAUUGACAUGGCAGUUUCAAACAAUAUUCUUAUUGUCGCACUUGAGUCGUCUCGCUUGUUAAGAGUUGAUUUGGAUAAUCCACUUGAAGUAGAAGAAAUUGAAAUUACACGUAAACAAAGUGAUGGGAAAAUAGCCAAGAUAUUCUUCGAUCCAACAGGAAGACACCUUAUUAUCACAACCGAUCAUGGAGAAAACUAUUACUUCUAUGAAAAGUGGCGUAGGACAAAACCAUUGCCUAAGUUUAAGGGUGUCACCAUCACGUCGAUUGCAUGGAACAAACAAGCAACCCUAACAGACCCUUCGACCCGAGAGAUACUGAUUGGAACCAAAAACGGAUUGAUCUACGAGACAUGCAUAGAGCCAACAGACGAAUACUUUAAAAAGGAAGAAAAGUACUUUAAGCAAGUCUAUUCGAUCCAUGAAUCGACGAUGCCCAUCACCGGUCUCUAUUUUGAACAGUUUCCAGUGAACAAUAGAAAAUACUUUGUGAUGGCAACGACGUCUACCAGAAUAUAUCAGUUUAUUGGGUUUGUCGGCCCCAAUACGAAUCGUGGAGAACGCGCUAUAUUUGAAAACCUGUUUGCAAAGUACGAUGUCAAUCCCGGGUUUCAGGAAUUGCCUGGUGAUCUACCGCAUAGUGAGCUUCAUUUUUUCAGUCGAUAUCAUGAAUUGCAGCAACAAGGAAUCGCAGAGACAUUUGCUUGGUUGACAGGACCAGGUAUCUAUCAUGGGUCCCUCGUGUUUGGAUCACAAAACAAAGGUGAUAGCGUCAUAGAUGAUGUACAGUUGCUUCAGUAUCCAGCUACACCCUCUGAUGAUGACUUUAGGAAGCCUGUUAUCGACAUUCCAAUCUCGGUGGCAUUGACCGAAUUCCAUUUUAUAUUACUCUACAAGGAUCGAGUUAGAGCCAUUUGUCAGUUGAACGAUCAGAUCGUGUAUGAGGAGAUGAUACCUGUUGCACACGGAGAGCGUGUUGUGGGUAUGACAGUCGAUGAUAUUAAAAAGACCUUUUGGAUCUAUACGACACUGGCCAUGUACGAACUCACUAUCAAUAACGAAGAAAGAGACGUGUGGAAACUAUACUUGGAGAAAAAGAAAUACAAUUCUGCCCUGCGAUACUGUAAAGACCCAGCACAAAAAGAUAAAGUAUUUACGGCUCAAGCGAGGGAUUAUUUUGGGCAGAGGCGAUACAAGAUGAGUGCUGAGACAUUUGCAAAUAGCACGGUGCCCUUUGAAGAAGUCGCUCUCAUGUUUGUUGAAAAAGAUGAAGUGGAUGCUUUACGAGUAUACCUGAUGAACAAGCUAACCAGGCUACGUAAAAGUGACCAAACACAAAAGACAAUGAUUGCUACAUGGCUAGUCGAUCUCUAUUUGUCUAAAUUGAAUGAUCUUGAAGACUUUGCCUCAUCAGCUCAUUGUGCACCACCAUCCAAUGAUACGAGCAACCCUGAACCGAGUGCAGAAUACUUUCUUGAUCAGUUAGAAGAGAUACGGGACGAAUUUAAAAACUUUUUAGAGAUGUAUAAUGGAUACCUACACAGACCCACUACGUACCACUUGAUGGCCAGUCAAAACCGUACGAAUGAAUACUUGUUUUUCGCAUCUCUUAUUGGCGACUAUGAAAAAGUCAUCAGUUAUUGGAUUACUGAAAAGAACUGGACAAAGGCCUUGGAGGUCUUGAGUAAGGAGGCUGAUCCAGAUGUGUUUUAUAAAUUUUCACCAGUCUUGAUGGAAAACGAGCCAUAUGAAACUGUGAAUGUGUGGAUGCGACAAAACAAUCUGAAUCCAAGGCAACUGAUACCAGCCUUGUUAAGAUAUGAUCAUAAGAAAGUAUCUGAAAAAUAUGCACAGAAUCAAGCAACUCGAUAUUUAUCGCAUGUUGUUACUACUUUGAAUAACACUGAUCCAGCCAUUCAUAACUUCUUGCUCACUCUUUAUGCUACCCAAAAGACAUCAGAUGAGACAGCCUUAUUAGCCUUUUUGAAAAAUGAGGGAUUUGAAAUGCAUUAUGACUUGGAUUAUGCGUUAAGACUAUGUACACAAAAUGGUAGGACUCAAAGCUGUGUACAUAUUUAUAGUCAAAUGGGUUUAUAUGAAGAAGCUGUCAACUUGGCUCUCAAGAACAAUGACCUGGAGCUUGCACGAAUUAAUGCCGAUAAGCCGGAUGAUGACGAGAUGUUGCGUAAAAAGCUCUGGUUAAACAUUGCUAAGCAUGUUAUUCAAGAGAACAAAGAUACAAAAGGAGCUCUUGAAUUUUUAAAGCAAAGCAACUUGUUAAAGAUUGAAGACAUCCUUCCUUUCUUUCCUGAUUUUGUGCUAAUUGAUGAUUUCAAGCAAGAAAUAUGUGAAGCGUUAGAAAAAUACAAUGACACGAUCGAUGAUAUCAAGGCAGAAAUGGAAGAGGCGACUAAAACAGGCGAUAGUAUUCGUUUGGAUAUCCGAGAGCUUAGAAGCAGAUUUGCCCUUGUUAAUCCAGUAGAAAGGUGUUAUCUCUGCAAUUCUCCUUUAUUCAAUCGUGAGUUCUACAUAUUUCCCUGCCAGCACGGUUUUCACGCUGACUGUCUAACAGACAAGAUGUAUAAAAUUCUACCUGCGAGACAUAUCAAGCGUUUGAAAGCAAUUCAAGACUACAUGGCUAAAGAAACCAAUCCGGUCAGUCAAUCACCCGUGGGUCCUACAGCAAAAUUGAUGAACACUGCGAAAAACGUGAUAUUCUCGACAGAUGCAGCCAUAGCAGAAAAUAAACAAGAGCAUGACUUGGUUAUGGGCAAAAUUGAUCAAUUGCGUGAAGAAUUGGAUGACGUUGUGGCAAGUGAAUGUAUUUUAUGUGGCGAAACGAUGAUCAAGUCUGUUGAUCAACCCUUUAUUGACGAUGAUGAAUUAGACGUUAUCACAAGCUGGGCCAUUUAG